AUGGGCAACUCCUGCUCUUCGAACAAGUCGGCCUCGCCGCCCUCAGUGACCAGUCGAAGCAGAGGCAGCCACAAAAAGGCGAGGAAGAAGAAGACCAAGAGUAGUGAGAACAAGUCGCCGGUACAGGUGGAAACAGCUGAAGAACAGCAACAGCAGCAACAGCAGACCGAUUCGCCCAAGGACUCACUGGAGAUCACUGCUGAGUCGCCGGCACCUGAGCCACCACCGCCGCCGCCGCCCAUCUUCAAGGUGCAGGUGAACGUGUACGCGCUGGAAGUGGUCAACGUGCACAUUCAGUACGGCUUCGGCAUCUUCCACACCGGCGUGGAGGUGCACCGCAAUGAGUGGGCCUACGGCGGCCACCAGUACGACCUGCCGGGCAUCUUUCGCAUGAAGCAGCCGCGCAAUCUCAAGUCGCUCAGCGACAUCGACGGCGUCUUCACCUUCCUCAAGACGCUGCCCAUGGGCACCACCGGUCGGACGCUGCCAGAAGUGGUCGAAGUGCUCCGUCACCUGGGCCUGAGCUGGCGUGGCAAGGACUACCACCUGUUCUACAAGAACUGCAACCACUUCACCAACGCCUUCCUCGGCGAGCUCUGCGGCGAGGGCGUCCGCCUGCCCGAGUGGGUCAAUCGCAGCUCGCGAGUCCUCUGCCGCUUUCCACUGGUCAUUGAGAUGAUCCCGCCGCAGUACCUGUCGCCGCCGGCGCUGCAGAACUCGGUGAAGAAGGAGCUGCGCCGGCAGACGAUGCGAGAGAAGAUGAAGGAGAAGAAGAGGAAGCUGAAGCAGAAGAGGAGGACUGCCAGCGGCGGCCGAGUCCGUGAAAAGUCUUCUUCGGCUGCCCUCACGCGAGCGCCCUCCUCCAGUGUGGAGAGUGACAUGUUCCAGUCGGCGCUGGAGCCGCCCAGCUCGCCAAAGUCGUCGAGGAAGAGUGCCGGCAGUAAGACGCACACCAGCCCCAAGGUUUCUUCAGAUUCGACCUCCUUUGCGAAGGCUCAGCUGGAGAGGUGUCUCAAAACGAUGUCGGCAAAGAAGAAAAAGAAGGAGCAGGAGCAAGUGGUCGAAGGUGGCGGAGGUGUUGAGGAGGCUCAAGAGGCAAAGGAGGAGGCAAAGGAGGAAGGUGAAGCGCCUCCUGCUGAAGAGUAG
Molecule: messenger RNA, 1146 nt
Organism: Rhagoletis zephyria (snowberry fruit fly)
Lineage: Eukaryota; Metazoa; Arthropoda; Insecta; Diptera; Tephritidae
Source: RefSeq, a predicted model, not a curated record